This is a messenger RNA of Physcomitrium patens, 108 nucleotides long. Lineage: Eukaryota; Viridiplantae; Streptophyta; Bryopsida; Funariales; Funariaceae. The record is from the annotation of a RefSeq genome assembly.
AUGGAAGCAUUGGUUUAUACAUUUUUAUUGGUAGGUACUUUAGGAAUAAUCUUUUUUGCUAUUUUUUUUCGUGAACCACCUAAACUUCAAACUAAAGAAAAAAAAUAA